This is a messenger RNA of Danaus chrysippus (African queen), 2574 nucleotides long. The record is from the annotation of a GenBank genome assembly. NCBI's taxonomy places the organism in Eukaryota, Metazoa, Arthropoda, Insecta, Lepidoptera, Nymphalidae.
AUGGGUUCACUUCCCCCGGAGUCGGUGGUGUCUGGUGCUCGGACCUCGGUCCCGGCGGCGCCACUCAUAAAACACAUGCAGCAGAUGGAUAGUGACAGAAUUGCGCUUAUUUACUCUGAUGAAACCUGCAGGAAGCAGAUAAGUUACGCGGAGUUAGAAGCAAAGACCAACGCUAUAUCUCGUGCCCUGACUGCACACGCUCGGUCCAGAGGAACUAACAGGGAUAACGAUUUUGUGAUUGCCGUGUGCAUGCAACCAACACACAAAACUAUAAUGGCACUGCUAUCAACUUGGAAAGCCGGAGCCGCUUACUUGCCAAUUGAACCAAGCUUCCCUCAAGGACGAAUAUCACACAUCUUGAAGGAUUCAGAACCUUCACUCGUCAUAUAUGACCACACUGCGAAUCCAACGAUGUUCUCAAGUUCUGGAGUUCCAUCAAUAUCUUUCGAGGAGUUGGCGCUGGAAGCCAGCGUAUUGCCCACACAUCGCCCAACAGAACAAGAAAUGUUAAUUGAAACAGAUGCUGACUCCAUCGCGAUUAUUUUAUACACGUCUGGGAGCACUGGGAUACCUAAAGGAGUACGUCUUCCUUAUACUGCUAUAUGCAACCGUCUGUGGUGGCAAUUCCGCACGUUUCCAUUCUCUGACGAUGAAAUCACGUGCGUUUGGAAGACGGCGUUAACAUUCGUGGACUCGGUCUGCGAGAUCUGGGGUCCAUUGUUACACGGCAGAACACUACUGAUACUGUCUAAAGAAACUACAAGAGACCCACAGAAAUUGGUUCGGGUUUUAACCGAGUACCAGAUUAAACGUCUGGUACUCGUGCCGACGUUGCUUCGAUCUAUUCUAUUGUACGUGUCUCUAAACCCAUCGGAAAGAUUACUACAGCAUCUCAAGCUAUGGGUCUGUUCUGGUGAGACCCUGAGCAAGGAGCUGGCUACUCAGUUCUUCCAAUCUUUUGGAGAUGAGAACGGCUAUAAAUUAGCCAAUUUCUACGGCAGUACGGAGGUUAUGGGUGAUGUAACGUACUACAUUUUGGAGCAGUCUGCCCAAGUGAAUAUGUUCCCAUCCAUACCGAUAGGUUCUCCUUUAAACAACUGUCGUGUGUAUAUCCUGGAUGAACAUCGUAGCCCAGCUGACUCUGGGGAGCUCUGGGUCGCUGGCAGAAACCUGGCUGCAGGAUACGUUGGUGUAGCUCAUGACACACGCUUCGAAGACAAUCCCCACGCGGCUCAUCCUGAUUUCGCGCGCAUUUACCGGACGGGUGACUUCGGGUAUCUUCACAAAGGAGUUAUAUUGUACAGCGGCAGAACUGACUCCCAGGUCAAGAUAAGAGGUCAUAGAGUUGACCUGCAGGAGGUCGAAAGGGCUGUGACUGCUGUACAGGGAGUCGAGAAAGGGGUUGUGCUCUGUUACGGCCUCGCUAGUGGAAAUCCAGAAAUAUUAGCCUUUGUAACCAUAAAGCCAGAUGCAAGACUCUCCAAUCAUCACAUUGAAACUGCUCUUAAGAGUGCCCUUACCAGCUAUAUGAUACCGCAAGUCAUUAUAAUCGAUACAAUACCAUUACUAGUGAACGGGAAAGUUGAUAGACAGGGAUUAUUGAAAAUGUAUGAAAACACAAAUAAUAACGACGAUGCUGAAAUACCACUGGAUAUAGAUUACUCCGGUGUUAGUCCUCAAGACUUAGAAGCGGCUAGGGUGCUCUUUGAAACUGUAGGCGAGGUACUGGGCAGGUCUGCUCGAGGAACUCUGUCAGUCAGAGCAAAUUUCUAUGAACUUGGAGGGAAUUCACUAAACUCCAUCUACACUAUCACGAGGUUGAGGGAUAAGGGAUACUAUAUUGAAAUCAGUGACUUCCUGGGAGCAGCUAACCUUAGAGAGGUUCUCUCACACCUGAACACGUCACCAGACACAUCAGAUGAUUCAGAACACACCAAAUAUACGAUCCAACCGAUGAGGGACGAACACAAGGACCAUGUGAUUGAAAUGAUAGUAUCUUCGUUCUAUGAGAAAGCGGAGUUGGAGCAGUUCGUCCGUGACCAAAUCGCUCCGAGGGACUACGCCCUUUGUAUCUCGGCUUGUUGGCACGCUCUUAGAGCCGCUGCUCUUAGUGUGGUGCUUGAAGACAAAAGCGGUACACCCAUCGCUGUCGCUUUAAAUUUCGACGCACGUGACGAACCUGAAAUAGAAUUAGGGGGAGGUUUGGCAAAAAUCAUGACAUUCCUAGAAUACGUUGAAGGUUCCGUGAGAGAUACUAUGCUGCCGGAGGGAAAAGGUACAAUUCUUCAUUCAUUCAUGAUGGCGACCGAUGCAAACUUAUCGGCAAGAGAAAAUGUUGAAGCGAUCCGCCUACUGGAGCAUGGUACAGAGAAAAUAGCGAGGGAAAGGAGGUUCAGAGGAAUAUUCACAACUAAUACAAGUCCAUUGACACAGCAACUCGGAAGGGAUGUUCUUGGUUUUCAAACGCUCUUGGACUACCAAAUAAAUCAGUACAUUGACCCCAACGGCGAGAGAAUCUUCGGCAGAGCACCCGAUGACAUGAGAGCUAUAGUUUGUUGGAAACCAGUAGAUUGA